AGUAACUGGAUAGACACGUAUUGGUAACUCUCCCACCGUUCAAACCAGAUUACUUUUUAAGCAACAAAAGGGAGGGAUGUUAUCAAGAGCUGCUUCGCCAUAUAGUGCAAUCCAAAUUCCAAAUAGAGUGAAAUUGAACAAUAGCCAUGAAUUAUCCCACUGUUCGCCAAAUUUCUGAAUGUUUUAUUAAACCUCAGUAUGCUUCACAAGACUCCAAGCUUCCCUACUACUUGACGCCAUGGGACCUUGCCAUGCUCUCUGCACAAUACAUCCAAAAGGGUCUUCUUUUUGCUAAACCUCCUGAAGCAAAACAUGAUGAGGAUUUCAUGGCAGAUCUGCUGGAGGGGCUCAAGGAAAGCCUUUCUCUUGCCCUGGUUCAUUUUUACCCACUUGCAGGACGGCUUGCCACUGUUAAAUCUGAAAACCCUGCUUCUUACUGGGUCUUUGUGGACUGCGACAAUAGCCCUGGAGCCAAAUUGAUUUAUGCAGCUUUGGACAUGACCAUAAACGACAUCCUCUCACCGGUUGAUGUGCCUUUGGUUGUUCAAUCAUUUUUCGAUCAUCACAAAGCAGUCAACCAUGACGGUCACACUCUCAGUCUGCUUUCCAUCCAGGUAACUGAGUUAUUGGAUGGCGUCUUCAUUGGGUGUUCUAUGAACCAUGCCAUUGGUGAUGGAACAUCUUAUUGGAAUUUCUUCAACAUGUGGUCUGAGAUUUUCCAAAAAAAAAGGGGUGACUCUGUUAAUGCCAUCUCGCGCCCACCGGUUCUGGAACGCUGGUUUCCUCCUGGUCAUGGCCCCAUAAUCAAUCUCCCUUUUACCCAUCAUGACCAGUUCAUUUGUAGAUUUGAAUCCCCAAAACUCCGAGAGAGAAUGUUUCAUUUUACAUCAGAAUCGAUGGCCAAACUGAAAGCCAAGGCCAAUGCAGAGUGCAAUACCACCAAAAUCUCUUCGUUCCAAGCCUUGUCUGCAUUUGUGUGGAGGGCCAUAACACGGGUUCGUGGUUUGCCGCCUGAUCAAACAACCAGUUGCAGGCUGGCAACAAAUUGCAGACCAAGAUUAAACCCACCUCUGUCUCAGGAAUAUUUUGGAAACUCUAUCGGUUUAACAAAAGGGAUUGCGACGGCUGGUGAAUUGCUUGAACACGAUCUUGGUUGGGCAGCUUGGCAAGUGCACGAGGCCGUGGUUAGCUUCACGCACAAAACGGUGGAAUCAUGGUUAGAUUCAUGGUUAGAGUCUCCUGAAAUAUACCAACUCGAAAAGACUUUUGAUCCAUUCAGUGUGAUGAUGGGAAGCUCACCAAGAUUCAACAAGUAUGGAAAUGAGUUUGGGAUGGGAAAAGCAUUGGCGCUUCGCAGUGGGUAUGCGCACAAGUUUAGUGGGAAAGUGACUUCCUAUCCAGGACCUGAAGGAGGAGGAAGCAUUGAUUUGGAGGUUUGCCUUCCUCCGGAUACAAUGUCUGCUCUUGAAUCUGACAAGGAUUUCAUGGAAGCUGCCUCCACCACGACCUAUCUCAGUAGUCAGUUGGACACAAUUCUGCUUAAUGAAUGAAUUUGCAUUAAUAAUGUUAAAUAAAGUGAAUAGCUUAUCAGCUAGUGUAGGCUCAAACUUUGAUUUUGUACUAUAAUUUCUUGAAUAAUUCAGUGUCCGAAGUCCGCAGAAGACACUUACUGAAGCUGUUUGACCGUCGCAAUCAAAAACCCAAUUGAAAUGUUUUUUUAUUUUAUUAUUA
Molecule: messenger RNA, 1731 nt
Organism: Ziziphus jujuba (common jujube)
Lineage: Eukaryota; Viridiplantae; Streptophyta; Magnoliopsida; Rosales; Rhamnaceae
Exons: 1
Coding region: 147-1550 (467 amino acids)
Source: RefSeq, a predicted model, not a curated record